Molecule: messenger RNA, 2460 nt
Organism: Jaculus jaculus (lesser Egyptian jerboa)
Lineage: Eukaryota; Metazoa; Chordata; Mammalia; Rodentia; Dipodidae
Product: cytochrome P450 4F22
Exons: 15
Coding region: 226-1824 (532 amino acids)
Biological process (GO): ceramide biosynthetic process
Cellular component (GO): endoplasmic reticulum membrane
Molecular function (GO): iron ion binding; heme binding; oxidoreductase activity, acting on paired donors, with incorporation or reduction of molecular oxygen
Source: RefSeq, a predicted model, not a curated record
CCGCAGAGCCGAGGUUGCGGGGCCUGCGGGGCCAGGGCCGAUCGGGACCCGGGGGGUCGGAGGCCGGGAGCCGCGGGAUGAAGCAACGAGGCCCAGAGAGGUGAAGGCACUUGCCUGAGGCCGCACAGCUACAAGGAGCUGACCCGAAGGCCAAGGCAGGGGCCUGAGAAGUGACACGUAAGAUAUCCGUCCAGAAGAGAGGACCUGAAGAGAACUGGGUUCAGGAUGCUGCCCAUCACGGGCGACUUGCUGCACGCCCUGGGGCUGGAGAAGACGGCAUUCCGCAUGUACGCCGUGUCUGCGCUGAUGCUCUGCGUCCUCCUCUUCCUCUUCCGGCUGCUGCAGAAGCUGCUCAGGCUCUGCUGGGACUUCCACGUCACCUGCCGCAGGCUGCGCUGCUUCCCACAGCCACCCCGCCGCAACUGGCUCAUGGGCCACCUGGGCAAGUAUCUUCCCACUGAGGCGGGCCUUCGGGAUGAGAAGAAGGUGCUGGACUACAUGCACCACGUGUGCCUCGUGUGGGCUGGACCUGUCCUGCCGCUCCUGGUGCUGGUCCAUCCCGACUACAUCAAGCCUGUGGUGGGCGCCUCAGCUGCCAUCGCGCCCAAGGAUGAUCUUUUCUACAGCUUCCUGAAACCUUGGCUAGGGGAUGGGCUUCUGCUUAGCAAAGGUGACAAAUGGAGCCGGCACCGGCGCCUGCUGACACCCGCCUUCCACUUUGACAUCUUGAAGCCCUACAUGAAGAUCUUCAACCAGUGCACCGACGUCAUGCACGCUAAGUGGCGGCGACAUCUGACAGAGGACUCCGUGGCCUCCUUUGACAUGUUUGAGCACGUGAGCCUCAUGACCCUGGACAGCCUGCAGAAAUGCGUGUUCAGCUACAAUAGCAACUGUCAGGAGAAGAUGAGCGACUACAUCUCGGCCAUCGUGGAGCUGAGCGCGCUGGUGGUCCGGCGCCGUUACCGCCUGCACCACUACCUGGACCUCGUGUACUACCUGAGCGCCGACGGGCGCCGCUUCCGCCGGGCCUGCGACACCGUGCACGCCUUCACCACCGAGGUCAUCCAGGAGCGGCGGCGCGCGCUGCGCCAGCAGGGCGCCGAGGCCUGGCUGAAGGCCAAGCAGGGCAAGACGCUGGACUUCAUCGACGUGCUGCUGCUGGCCAAGGAUGAAGACGGGAAGGAGCUGUCUGAUGAGGCCAUCCGGGCAGAGGCAGACACCUUCAUGUUCGAGGGUCACGACACGACGUCCAGCGGGCUGUCGUGGGUGCUGUUCAACCUGGCAAAGUACCCAGAGUACCAGGAGAAGUGCCGGGAGGAGAUCCGGGAGGUCAUGAAGGGCCGAGACGUGGAGGAACUGGAGUGGGACGACCUCGUUCAGCUUCCCUUCACCACUAUGUGCAUCAAGGAGAGCCUGCGCCAGUUCCCUCCCGUGACCCUCAUCUCUCGCCGCUGCACCCAAGACGUCAGACUCCCAGAUGGGCGGAUCAUCCCGAAAGGAAUCAUCUGCUUGGUCAGCAUCUAUGGGACCCACCACAACCCCACAGUGUGGCCCGACUCCAAGGUGUAUAACCCUUACCGCUUCGACCCCGAGAAGCCGCAGCAGCGUUCCCCGCUGGCCUUUGUGCCCUUCUCCGCAGGCCCCAGGAACUGCAUAGGCCAGAGCUUCGCCAUGGCCGAGAUGCGGGUGGUCGUGGCGCUGACCCUGCUGCGGUUCCGCCUGAGCGUGGACCGAACCCGCAAGGUGCGGCGGAAGCCCGAGCUCAUCCUGCGCACGGAGAACGGCAUCUGGCUCAACGUGGAGCCGCUGUCCCCGAGGGCCUGAGCACAGCUGAGGAUCCCCGGGGGUCCAGGACCCACCCACCCACGCCUAGGCCCCGCCCCCAAGGCAUCAGACCACGCCCCAAUGCCCAUAGGCCACGCCCCAAGAUGACAGGCCACGCCCCAAAGGUCCCUAGGCCACGCCCCUCGGGAGUCCCCGGAGACCCUAGGGCUCCAGGCUCCUCCAGCAGCUUCAUGCUGGUGCUGGUCACGCCUCUCGGGCAAGGCCCCGGCCCCCCCCCUCCGGGGUGGGGGUGGUCUGAUCCCUCCCACGGAGCUCCAACACCUGAUUGAGGGAACAGGCUAGACCCCUCCCCCCACACCCUAAAAACCCUCUUCCCAUGCCUUGUCCCCUGGACCCUCCCAGAACCUCUCUGGGACUCCAAGCCAGGCUGGUUUCUACACUGAGGACUUAGAAGUUGGAGCCUGAGGUCAGCCUGAACCCCAACUGCCCCUUCUUGAGGUCCCAGCUAUUUGGGCACACUGCUCAGGAGCUCAGAACUGGGUUGGUUGGUUGUGUUUCUUGUUUUUGUUUUUGUUUUUGUAAACCCAGACCCCUCGAAGCCCUUUCCUUCUUGAUUCAGAGUUCCUUUGCUGAGUGUUCGGUGUUUUGGAGAAUAAAAGGAAAGGAACGAAUCCA